AUGCCCGACUUUGUGGAUUCAGUUUUCGACCUUUCUAACAUAGUUUUCCAACAAUCGAAGAACUUGAUAGCGGGGUCCUGUGAUCAUAUGAGAGCCAUUUGGAUUAACAAUACACCACCUCCUACGCCGACCCACCACUCGAUCAUUGAUACAUCCAUUAGUCAAUUCUCACGCCUAGAUCUCAAAACAGUCUUCCUUGCUACAGUGCUUGGAGGGAUAGGAACUUACAGGUACCUACACCAUUCAAAAACCCAGCGCAGGGCACGGAUGCUCCCAAAUGGAAGGAGAUUUGAAGCUGUCUUGAUUGUUGGAUCUCCUACGUCAAUAGUCGUUCAAAAGCUUGUCAACGAUCUCAAUAGACGGGGAUAUAUUGUAUAUGUCACAGUGACGAAUGAGCUAGAAGUCAAAGCUAUCGAGAGUGAACGCGAUGCAGAUAUAAAGCCCCUGCUGUUGAAUUAUGAUUCCGCUUUGACUAUUAGAACGAGUUUGCUGCGACUGGCCUCUAUUCUUGAGACCCCCGAGCUUAGUCAUAUUGGAGAUGAAUCUAACUCCUAUUUUCUUCAUUUCAAGGGAGCUUUGAUUAUCGCUGAUUAUUUCAAAUAUCCCAAAUACUCAAAGCUUGUUGAAAUAGAGCCCCGUGAUUUCAAUGCAAUGAUUCAAAACCAGUUCUUGAAGAUAAAUGCUCUUCUCCAAAAUGGAUUGAUUUCAGCUCUUCAAGAGAGUAACAACAGAAGAAAUGAGAUUGAGAAAUUUAACGGUGUGAAUAUUUCAAAUUGCCCUUCCAAACUUGUAUUCGUUAACUUCUUACCCAUAUCCACUAAAGAGAAGAGGCGUCUGUUUUUGGAUUUUACUUUGGAUAUCAACAACUUGCUUUUCGAAUAUACUUAUAAAGAGAACCGCAAGAAAUAUUCCGGCAUAUCUUCUAUUCUUUCCAGCAAGAACUCUGAUUACAUCAACAUAGCGAAGCUUCAAGUCAAUUUUCAUCAGGAUGAAGAAUCUAAACUGCUGUCCAGUGGCUUCAAUAUACUAACUUUAAGUAAUAUGUUUUCAGGCAUCAGGAACAAAAAACUCACCUCUAGAAAGUUUCAUCAUCAGGUGUUCGAUCUUUUGAAUUCAAAUGCUUUGAAGAAAGUAUACACCAUUAGUGCUUGA
Molecule: messenger RNA, 1152 nt
Organism: Ogataea haglerorum
Lineage: Eukaryota; Fungi; Ascomycota; Pichiomycetes; Pichiales; Pichiaceae
Exons: 1
Coding region: 1-1152 (383 amino acids)
Source: RefSeq, a predicted model, not a curated record